AUGGUGAGUGCACCUCUGUUAUUUCUGCUGCUAAUCGAGCAAGCGCCACUCGUCUUUUCAUCACAGCAGGUCCAAGGUAACAAGCCCGCGCAUGUUAUAGGUGUUUCGAAAGAGAAGCAGUACUUGUAUGCAUCAAACGAACCGGAUUCGACCAAGUGGCACUGUUUAAACCGUGCGGAUAUUGUGCUGAACUUAAGCCAGAUUAAUGAUGGGGUUUGUGACUGUCCUGAUGGUUCUGACGAGCCCGGCACCUCUGCUUGCGAUGAAGAUAUAUUUCAAAUGGUAGCGGAGCAAAGUAAUGAGGUGAAUAAGUACUUUUACUGUGAUAAUAAGGGCUUCAUUCCAAGACAUAUACGAAGAUCAGUUGUUGCAGACGGCGUUUGCGAUUGUUGUGAUUGUUCGGAUGAACUACUGUCUGAAUAUAAACCUUUUGAUGUAGGAUCCGAUUGUCCUAAACUAAAAAAUGAAUUUGAUGCUAUGGCUUCUACUGAACUACUUGGCUAUGAAAAGGGUAGGAAAGCAUUGUUAGCAUUGGAAAACAAAUACGGCGUAAAGCCAGAGGUAGAUGAUACGGUUAGUAGUGACAGCUUAGAGAAAACUAAACAACGGCUUGUUGACGACAUAACAUUACUCUCCAAUAAACACGCAAAAGAUAAGGUUAAAUUAGAUCAAGCAAAAAGAAACUAUGUCGAUCAAUUGCAAAUUGAGGAUCCAAUUUUGUAUCAAUUUGAACGAAUGAGUAUGACUGCUUUAACUUCAGAUGUGUAUUCUUCAUUUAAGGUAGUUUCGACUGUGAGCAAAAGUCAUGAAGAUAUCCUGAAAAUCUUAGUUGAACUAUCUGAUUCUUAUACGCGUUCUUUAAAUGAUGAAGUUGUUAAUAACGGUAUCAAGAAAUUCAAAAAACUAAAAAGGCAGGCCGAAAAGGCCAAACUUACUGCGGACAGUGUAAUUGAUGACGACCAACGAGAUAAUCUCAUCUCAUACUUCACAGAGGAAUUACCUCAAAUGUUUUUGGAAAGAGAGUCAGAAUACUCGUUAAGAUAUGUUAUAGGCAAGUCUAACUUUGUCAAAGCAUUGAUUGAGGGUAAAAUUAACUAUACCAACGAUAUACUACAAUAUGUCAAAGAAUAUAGCUCAAUUAUGAACGAUAUUUCCCAAAACUAUAAUGUCAACUUCCAAGAUGCAGGAGUCAAAAACGCUGUUGAUUCAUAUAAGGAUUAUUUGAGUAAAUAUAAUACAUUGAUUGGACACGGCCAAAUAUCUCCAUCAGAAACUCUAUCAAAAUUACUGAAUGAAGUGACAUCAUUCGUUAAUGAGAAUGCACCAAAGAUAUUGUCGCCUGAUGCCAAUGAAGAAGAACACGCUACGAAUAGUAAUAGCGGUGGUGCUUUGGAAGACUUACGUAAUAAGAUUUGGGAUGUUAUACCCAAUCUAGAUCAAUUUUCCUCUAGGGGAAAGCUAAUUACAUUGAAGAAGCAGCUUGACGUUUAUGAAAAAGAUUUUGCUCAGCUAGAUUCAAAAUUACAACUGACGAAAGCUAAACUAACUGCAAUAGAUUUAACGGAUAGAGAACAAGAUGAAGAUAAUAACGCUAUUGUGGGAGAACUGACUAAGCUAUUAGAAGGUAUGGGAUCCCAGUCGUAUUGUAUUGAAGACGUAUUAGACAACUAUUCAUACACAAUAUGUUUUCAGGAACCAAUGAAUCAAGGCACAAUAUACCAGAUUGAAAGUAAGUCUAGCGGUAAAAAGGUCUUGAUUGGUCGUUUCAAGACAUUGGGUAUUGACGCAGACUUGAACAUGAACAAGUACGUAGAGCAUUUGAAGAGGGCAUACAGUGACGAUAGCGAUUUGACUUCACAUUUAGCAAGUAUGCAAGAGGGUGAUGAGAAAACGCAAAAUUACAUAUUCGGCAACUUGAACGAAUUGGACAAUGGGUUUGUAUUGCAAUACGAAAACGGAGACCAGUGCUGGAACGGUCCACAUAGAUCAGCCACGGUAUUCGUCCGUUGCAGUGACACUUUCCAAAUUCGGAGCGUACACGAAGUAACUAAGUGUAACUACAUAUUUGACGUCAGCGGGCCGCUGGGCUGCAACAAAGCCUUUGAAUACAAGCCUCCGAAGUUCAACUUGGCCAAAUAA
Messenger RNA from Saccharomyces eubayanus, 2139 nucleotides. RefSeq names its product Gtb1p (gene GTB1). The record is from RefSeq and is a predicted model, not a curated record. Gene Ontology annotation, cellular component: glucosidase II complex. Bases 1 to 2139 code for a protein of 712 amino acids. Lineage: Eukaryota; Fungi; Ascomycota; Saccharomycetes; Saccharomycetales; Saccharomycetaceae. Gene Ontology annotation, biological process: N-glycan processing. The transcript has a single exon.